AUGUCAAUCACUCAGAAUGGGUAUCGGUCUUUGUCUAAGACAUAUGAGGCAGCAACUGGAUUGACGCAUACAAUCAAACAACUUAAAAAUAGGUACAAUCAACUUAAGGCGGAGUGGCGUGCAUGGUCGAAGCUAAUGGAUAGUCGCAAAGGCCCCACUGGAAUUGCGUUCGACCAAGAGACUGGGUUGAUCAAUGCGUCAGGUGAAUGGUGGGCUAGAAUGCAGAAGGCGGAGUGGCGUGCAUGGUCGAAGCUAAUGGAUAGUCGCAAAGGCCCCACUGGAAUUGCGUUCGACCAAGAGACUGGGUUGAUCAAUGCGUCGGAUGAAUGGUGGGCUAGAAUGCAGAAGGUUUAUAAAGAAUGUUGCAAGUUCAGAACAAAGUGGUUGGAUCAUGAGAAGUUGAUGCGUCACGUAUUCACUGGGGUUGUAGCAACAGGUAAAAAUGCUUGGAUGCCUGGAGACGUGGAACCAAUUGAAGGUGGAAGGGAAGUCCGACAGUGCUGA
Molecule: messenger RNA, 504 nt
Organism: Camellia sinensis
Lineage: Eukaryota; Viridiplantae; Streptophyta; Magnoliopsida; Ericales; Theaceae
Source: RefSeq, a predicted model, not a curated record